AUGGACUGCAACACACUAUUAAACGAAUUCCAGAUCGUCAAGGUUCUUCUGGUUGAUACUCAAACGAAAUCGUUGGUUCUUCUCGGCAAAAUAAACAGCCAGGAUGCAAUUGUCACCUUUGAAAAGACAGCAUUCUCCGCCUCUUUAGAGAACAACGCCCAAUUCAAGCUCCAAGAUAUUUUGGAAUCGACCAAAUUGAUCAAUCAUAAUGACAUCUAUUUCUGGAGCAUGGGUCUUCUUGUGCAAGAUCUCGAUGCUGCCCCAGGGACAAAAGUAAACUUGAUCUACCCAGCUACAGAGAAGCAUAUCCGCAAGUAUGAAACGCAAAAAUUGCACAUGGUGCGGGAAACUGCUGAAAUGUAUGAGCAGAAGGUUGCUCCUUUUGUAGAAACACAGAAAGGAGACAGAAUACAAUGGGUCUACAAUAUUAUUUUCAAAGAUAAGGAAUCGGAGUCGUUCGUGCACAAUAACACAGAUCCACAAAACGGGUUUGUAUUACUCCCAGACAUGAAAUGGGACCAGAAAACCAUGAACGCAUUGUACUUGGUUGCAAUUGUCCGUAGAACAGAUAUUUCUAGUGUAAGGGACCUCAAUUCGUCACAUAUUGAAUAUCUAGAAGGCAUAUUGCGUAAGAUAAAGGAGGCGACAUGCGAAGCGUUUGUAAUGGAGGAGGACGAGCUCCGAGUGUUUGUCCACUACCAACCAUCUUAUUAUCAUUUCCACAUCCAUGUGGUCAACGUCGCACACCCAGGCUUGGGCAGUGGCCUCAACGUUGGCAAAGCUAUUUUGCUUGACGACAUAAUUGAUAACUUGAAGUUAUGCUCGGAUUAUUACCAACGCAAAACACUUACAUACCACUUGGGGGAACUGCAUCCUCUCUGGGAGAUCUUGAAGAACUGA
Molecule: messenger RNA, 900 nt
Organism: Australozyma saopauloensis
Lineage: Eukaryota; Fungi; Ascomycota; Pichiomycetes; Serinales; Metschnikowiaceae
Product: 5'-(N(7)-methyl 5'-triphosphoguanosine)-(mRNA) diphosphatase
Exons: 1
Coding region: 1-900 (299 amino acids)
Biological process (GO): deadenylation-dependent decapping of nuclear-transcribed mRNA
Cellular component (GO): nucleus; P-body
Molecular function (GO): RNA 7-methylguanosine cap binding; hydrolase activity
Source: RefSeq, a predicted model, not a curated record